Messenger RNA from Adineta ricciae, 2577 nucleotides. The record is from the annotation of a GenBank genome assembly. Lineage: Eukaryota; Metazoa; Rotifera; Eurotatoria; Adinetida; Adinetidae.
AUGGCCGAGGCACAUGAAGCUGUUGCAUUCUCCUUUACCGUUGGUCCUGAAGGAUUUAAUGUUGACGUAAGUUAUGACGUUUUCAAAGCACUCAUCUACGCUGGUUUACGCUCUUGGAAACUUCGUUAUCGUCGCACAUUAAAUUCUCUUUACAACUCACUAUAUCCUGGUCAUCCACUUCGUGGUAUUGCUUGUUGCGGAAUUGUCUCCGUACUAUAUUUCAAAGGUCAUGAUCCGUCAUUCAAUGCUAUUGAUUGGCUGGACGAACAUAUCUUCCAACGCUACUUUGCACCAAAAAAUGCAAAAAUUAUUGCUUGCAUUACUUUUGGCGCCGGUGUUUACGUUGUUCUUACACAAGUUCGACAAUACACAUUGAAGAAAUUAUUCUCCUAUCAUGGCUGGAUGUAUCAUGAGCAUGGAACGGAACUUGGCUUAGUACCCAAGAUUUGGUCGGUGCUGGUGAAGUUAUGUGUCGGCCGUAAUCCAUCGCUAUAUUCAUGUCAAAACCUUUUGCCAACACUACCGUUACCAAGUUUGGAUGAUACACUACGACGUUACUUGAGAUCAGUGCGACCAUUGUAUGAUGAUUCUGAGUAUCAGCGUAUGGAAAGAUUAGCCGAAGAAUUCAAACAAACAAUUGCAAGGAAAUUGCAGAGAUAUCUCUGGCUUAAGUGGAUUAUUUCGUCAAAUUAUGUGUCGGAUUGGUGGGAAAAGUUCAUUUAUCUACGUGGUCGAUCGGCAAUUAUGGUCAAUAGUAAUUUCUACGGUCUCGUACGUAUUUUAAUCGAUUAUAUCGAAAUAAAACAAACCCAUCGAGUUUCAAAAUUUGUCUUUUUCUUUGUCAAGGAUGCAAUCAAUGUACGACCAACAACCAUUCAAACAGCACGAGCAGCCAACGUCACAUGUGCGGCUUUUCGAUACCGUACUGAACUGGAUCAUGAAACUGUCAAACCUCUUAUGGUACAGAAAUUAAUUCCUUUAUGUUCAAGUCAAUAUGAACGUCAAUUCAAUACUGUCCGCAUACCUGGCAAAGAAACAGAUAAAAUCGUCCAUUAUUCCGACAGUCAUCAUAUUGCUGUUUAUCAUAAAGGACGUUGGUAUAAGGUCUACAUGUUCUACAAAAACACUCUUCUGGAACCAUGUGAACUUCAACUUCAAUUGGAUGAAAUUCUUCGUGAUACAACCUUACCUGAUAAUGGUGAAGAACACUUGGCUGCGUUGACAGCUGGUGAACGACCGCUUUGGGCAGACGCUCGCCAAAAAUAUUUUCGUUCUGGUGUCAAUCGGUAUUCGUUAGAAGCGAUCGAAAAGGCCGCAUUCGUACUCAUUUUGGAUGACGAAGAUUUCGAAAUCGGAACUCGAGAUAAAAAUACACCAGUGUCAGCGGCCGAGAAAGGGAAUAUGACUGGUAAAUUCGACGAAUAUGCUCAUGCAAUUCUCCAUGGUAAAGGAUACAAUCGUUGGUUCGACAAAUCAUUCACGUUUGUUGUUAGUAAAAAUGCUGUGUUCGGUUUCAAUGUCGAACAUAGUUGGGCUGAUGCGCCCAUUUCCGGCCAUAUGGUUGAAUACGUACUUUCGGAAGACAUUCUGUACUAUGGUUACAAUGAACUCGGUAAUACGCGUGGCACACCUCGCUUUACCGCACUUAAACCCGUUAAACUCCGAUGGAAUAUUUCUGAAAACUGUCAAAUUAUGAUCGAAAAAAGUCUUAGUCAAGCGAAGAAAAUCUAUAACGAUGUCGAUCUCCAUGUUUUUGUUCAGGAUACAUAUGGAAAAGGUUUUAUGAAGAAAUGUAAACUCUCACCUGAUGCUUACAUUCAAAUGGCACUUCAGUUAGCACAUUAUCGUGAUUCCGGCCAUUUUAAUUUAACAUAUGAAGCAUCGAUGACACGACUCUUUCGUGAUGGCCGUACAGAAACUGUUCGUUCGUGUUCAAUUGAAUCAAGUCUAUGGGUAAAAGCAAUGGAAGAUCCAAAUGUCACGAAAGCUGAACGCAUAAACUUACUUCGACUAGCUUGUGAUUAUCAUCAGCAACAAUAUCGUGACGCGAUGACAGGCAAAGGGAUUGAUCGACAUUUGUUUUGUCUUUAUGUUGUGUCGAAAUUUCUUGGUCUGGAUUCGCCAUUUCUUCAACAGGUUCUUCAGGAACCAUGGAAAUUGUCGACUAGUCAGACGCCGACGCUCUACGACGAUAAACAUGUCCAAAAAUUGAUUGCUCAAAAACCAGAGCUUGCAGACAAAAUUGGUUGGACAAAAUUCAAAGGCGUCAUAGGAGCUGGCGGCGGCUUCGGACCUACACCUGCUUUCUAUGAAGAUCGAUAUAAUAGUGAAGAACGGAGAAAGAAAGGGGCUAUGGCCGGUGGUGGUUUCGGACCUGUCGCUGCUGAUGGUUAUGGUGUUAGUUAUAUAAUUGCAUCGGAAGAUCUUAUCUUCUUUCAUAUUUCAUCGAAUAAGUCAUCAUCAGAAACCGAUUCGCAACGGUUUGGUAAACAUAUUGGUAAAGCCAUGGCCGAUAUGCGAGAGUUACUGGAAGGAGAAGUACGCAAGGCUGGUGCUAGUACAACUUCAACUGAGUAA